AUGCAGCAGCACCCCAUCGACUACACUGGUUGGCCCGAGGGCCCCACCUUCCAGACACAAAUGCCGCCCCAUUGCCAAGACCUUAUCCACCCGGAAAAUCUCGCUACAGGACUCCACGACGGUCCACCGACAAGGUCCUCAGUUUUGAAACCCAGCUCUGGAGGAGCUGAGAUCCUUCUCGGCUCGAAGCGCUCCGGGCCCACAUACCCUCCAGCGCCAAUGGUUUCGGUGCCGCAGCAGAGAUGGUCCCAAACCCCCAUAGCUCUCCCUGCGACUUUCUAUCCUCCGAAUCAGGACCCGGGGGAUUCGGCAAGCAGCUUUGCGACCGCAUGGCCCACUCCGCUCUCGUCCCACGGACCUCCGGGAAAAGAGACAUCUACUUGCCCCCACCUCCAGACUGCCAAUUCUUCAAAACACCCACCAAGCCCCCCUCUGCCCCCCUAUAGGGGCCCUUUCCGUCACAAGCGGGGCCCCCAGGGACCCAAGCCUCAGCCUACACGGCCCCCCGGGACCGGAGCCCCCAACCCGCCAGGGUUUGCCCACCGAGCCCCCGCCCCCCGUCACGGAAACCUCAGCUUGCUGAAACCGGGCACCGAGCCCCCGAUAUCCCCCGCGAUAUCCCCCUGA
Penaeus monodon (black tiger shrimp) is the source of this 627-nucleotide messenger RNA. Its product is annotated as basic salivary proline-rich protein 1-like. Lineage: Eukaryota; Metazoa; Arthropoda; Malacostraca; Decapoda; Penaeidae. The transcript has 5 exons. The record is from RefSeq and is a predicted model, not a curated record. Bases 1 to 627 code for a protein of 208 amino acids.